AUGGACGACACUAGGCAGCAUGUGCGCGUCCGUGACGGUGAUGGCGACGCUGAUGGCGGCGAUAUUGAAAAGGGCUUGAGCCUCGAAGAGAAAACGAAAACGGCCCAAGUGACCACGCUACCAUCUUCGCUCUGUGCCAGUCAGGGCAAGGAGCAAGGACAACUGGACCAAGGGUUGCCGUCGUCCUCGUCCUUCUUCCAACGCCUUGCUUCACAUGGCGUCGAAACCCGGGGGAUCCAUCCCGUGGCCCUCAAAGACCGAAAUGACAGGCGACCUAUCAACAUAUUUUCCUUCUGGUGGACCGCCAGUCUCAGUUUACUCCCUAUCACCACCGGUCUCGUCGGCACCUAUUUCGACGGCCUCAGUCUAGAAGCGACGUGUCUGACCAUUCUGUUCUUCUCGCUGGCCGGAGCGUUGCCCCCGGCGUGUUUGGGCCUGUUGGGACCGCAGACGGGGCUCCGGCAGAUGGUGCAGGCGCGGUACAGUUUCGGGCUGUACUUUGUCGGAGUGGUGGCGCUGCUCAACCUCGCCACCACCACGGGCUGGACCAUCGUGAGUGCCAUCGUGGCCGGCCAGACCCUGUCGGCCGUCAGCGGCGGCGGGCUGAGCUGGGCGGUGGGCAUUGUCAUCAUCUCGCUCAUCGGCCUGACCAUCUCGUUCAUGGGCUACCGGGUCGUGCAUGCCUACGAGCGCUUCGCCUGGAUCCCUGCCCUCAUCGCCAUCGUCAUCACCGUCGGCUGCGGCGGCCACCUGCUGAAGAUGCAGGCUCCGACUGACCCGGCCAAGGCAUCGACCGUCCUGACCUACGGCUGCGUCGUCACUGGCUUUCUCAUGUCGUGGGCCACCAUGGUGUCGGAUUUCUGUGUCUACAUUCACCCCAGCACUUCCAAAAUUCGCAUCUUUUCAUACACCUACUUCGGCCUCCUGAUCCCCACGGUGCCCCUGAUGUGCCUGGGCGCCGCAAUCGGGGGCGCCAUCCCCAGCAUCCCGGCAUGGGAGACGGCGUACGGCGACGGGGCGAUCGGCGGCGUGGCGUUAGCGAUGCUCCAUUCCACCGGCGGCUUCGGCAAAUUCGUCACCGUGGUGCUCGCCUUCUCGGUGCUCGGCAACAUGGCCGGGUCGAUGUACUCGAUAUCAGUGCAGUUCCAGAUCCUGCUAGGCCCGGUGUCGGCACGGGUCCCUCGCUUCGUGUAUUCGAUCGUCAUCACCGCCGUGGUCAUAGCUGUUUCCAUCCCCAUCAGCCACGAGUUCGAGGAAUCGCUCGAGAGCUUCCUCGGCGUCAUCUGCUACUGGGUCGCCAUCUUCGUCGCCAUCGUCUCCACCGAGCAUCUCUACUUCCGUCGCGGAGACGCCAGCUCCUACGACCACGCCAUCUGGAAUGUUGGUCACAAGCUGCCUCCGGGUCUGGCUGCCAUGGCAGCUAGUAUCCUGCCGUUCGGCCUCAUCAUCCCCUGCAUGGACGAGUCGUGGUACACCGGUCCGAUCGCCAAGACCACGGGCGACAUUGGCUUCGAGGUCGGCUUGGUCCUCGGGGUUUUGUUCUAUCUCCCUUUUCGGACCUUGGAGCGUCGCAUCACUGGAAGAUGA
This is a messenger RNA of Capronia epimyces CBS 606.96, 1587 nucleotides long. RefSeq lists its product as uncharacterized. NCBI's taxonomy places the organism in Eukaryota, Fungi, Ascomycota, Eurotiomycetes, Chaetothyriales, Herpotrichiellaceae. The transcript is spliced from 3 exons. Bases 1 to 1587 code for a protein of 528 amino acids. Gene Ontology annotation, biological process: transmembrane transport. The record is from RefSeq and is a predicted model, not a curated record. Gene Ontology annotation, molecular function: transmembrane transporter activity. Gene Ontology annotation, cellular component: plasma membrane.